GCAGAUGGCAGAUAACCAACUGAAAUUUCAAAUUUCAGCAACAGUUGCAAUGGAAAAUAUUUUUAUAAUAAACUUGGCUCAAUUGUUUUUGUGUAAAUAAUUGAUUUUAAAUAAAAAUAUCAAUUAAUUUCUAUUUUGUUAACUACUUAUAAUUGACCAACAGUAUGAAAGCACUCACGGAAGAUGAAAACGAGCAGACAAGAUGUGAAAAAUGUGCAACAGAGGAAGUUGCAGCUACCUCAUAUACCCGUGAAUUAGAGAAACUUUUAAUUGAAUCAGAGAAUAUAAUUAAAAAUUUAAAGCAAAAUCUUUCUGGAUUGAAAUUGGAAAAUCAAUAUUUAUCUGCCCAGUUGACAGAAUUAAGACAAAAGAUUAGUCCUACUCCAGCAUCUCCAAUCAGACUCAAUGAAGAUAAUCAAUCAAUUCUGAUAAAAUUAAAUGACGGGCGUGGAAAUUUAGGUGUGAGCAUAUUGCCAUGUGAAGAUUCCGCUGGUGGAAUGGUUAUUCAAAACAUAUUACCAGGAGGCCGAGUUGAUAAGAAUGGUGGUAUUGCUGUUGGUGAUAAAAUAGUUGCAGUUAAUGAUUUAAGUUUACUCAACUUAACAUUUGAUCAAGCUCAAGAAAUACUUAGAGAAGCCUCUCAACUUGAUGAAAUGACAUUAAGAAUUGUGAAAUGUUCUGUUGACUCUGGAUUAGAACAGUACACCAAUACCAUUAGUCGACUUGGAUCCAGAAAACUGGGACGAAAAUAUCAUGUUAGAUUGAUCAAAGGAGCUGACGGAUUAGGCUUCAGCAUUGCAACGAAAGAUAAUCCUGCUGGAGACUCAUCUAUUUAUGUUAAAUCAAUUUUUCCUAGAGGUGCAGCUAUAAAAGAUGGAGCAUUAAAGUCAGGAGAUAGGAUUCUCCAAGUCAAUGGGAUUGAUAUUUUAAGGAAAAAACUCCAAGAUGUUGUUUCUAUUUUAAAAAGUAUUCAAGUCGGAAAUAGUGUUGAUUUAAUUAUUGCUCGCCAAGAGCAAGAUAUUUCACCAAAUCCAUCCUUACCCCGUCCAUUACCUGGUGACAAAGCUGGGGAAAUACCCAACGGUCAUCAAAGUGAAGUUUUUACUUUUGAUAUACCUUCAAAUGACACAAGUUCUGCUGGCCUUGGAAUAAGUGUUAAGUGUCUCCAGUCCAAAGAUGAAUCAGGUAUGACUUAUGAUUGUGGUUUGUUUGUAAAUAAAAUAAUUCAUGGUGGAGCUGCUUUUAAAGAUGGUCGUCUCAAAGUUAAUGAUCAAAUUAUAAGUAUUAAUGGAAUACCUCUUCUAGGUUUAUCAAAUGAUGAUGCAUAUGCAUUGCUCCAGAAAUCAUUUUCAAUUGGUGAUGGUCUUAAUUCAAUAAGGGUCACAAUAGCUCGAAAACUCCAAUCUCCUGAAAAUGAAAAAUCUUCUGAGCCUACAGAUGCAGAUGUUGAUGUUAGUGAUAAUGUUGGAACAAAACAGGAUCUGUCUACCAGCAGCUACAACUCUUGCGAUAAUACUGUUAUUCACUUUAAUGAUCAUCAACCUGUUUCUAAUCGUUUACAUGGUCGUACACCAUCAAUCCAUGAAAGAUUAAUUUCAAAUAGUGGAGACAUAUCUAUAAAUGAAGAUGCCAAUGUUACUGUUGAUCUGAUAUCAACAAGCAGCUACAAAUCUUGUGAUAACACUGUUAUUCACAACCCAAAGCCAAUGGUAUCUCCAAAUGAUCAACUUGAAGUCCAUUUUAAUGAUCACCACCCUGUUUCUAAUCGUUUACAUGGUCGUACACCUUCAGUUCGUGACAGAGUAAUGCCAAAUAGUGGAGACAUGUCUCCAAACAGAAGUGACAUAUUUAUUGAAAAUGAUACUGGAAAUUUUGAUUGUGACGAAACAAAUCAAACAAUACCCAAGUCAAUAGAAGACAUGGACGAUACAGAGGCCAACGUUUUAAAGCAUGUAGAAAGUGUAACUUCUAUUAAUAAUGAUUGCGAAAUUGUUUUUGCACGAGAUGGAUUUGGUCGUCAAAGUGUUUCUGAAAAACGUUUCUGUGCAAAGGCUAAAGAAGAAAGAGAAAAGGAAAGACAAAAAUUGAGAAAAGAGUAUGGGUUAACAUCUCCUAAAACACCAUCUAAAGAACGAAAUGCCAAUACCCCUUCAAAACCAGCAAGAGGAGAGCGAAGUGCAUCUAAAAAUCUUCCUCUUUUUUCUCCCAAAUGCUGCUGGAGCUGUCAAUCUCCAGGCUCUUGUCCUUAUCAUGUUGCACCAUCUACCAAACGUGUUGGUCCUAAUUUGGGUCUCAAAAAGUCUUGCUCUUUAGAAAGCCUACAAACAAUGAUGCAAGAACUACAAAAAGAUCAAUUAGAUGGUCAAGAGGGCAAUCCAUUUGCUGGACCUCGGCCUGCAACUCUCAAAGUUUCUCGAAUUCGAACAACCAACGAAAGUUUUCGUGUUGCAGUGGACAAAUCAUAUGAUGAUGGAGUUACAGAAACUCAAAAAGCUAUGGAAACUUUAAAUGAAGAAGAAAGUGAAAACAAUUCUUAUAUAAAUAUUAUUCAUAAACAGCAACAACAACAACACCCACCACAUCAACAUCAUCAUCAUCUUCAACAACCACAACAACCACAACUACAACAACUACAACAACAACAUUCACAUUAUCAACAACCACAACCUCAAUCACAACAACAACAUCAACUUCAUCAACAACAUCAACUUCAAAAACAACAUCAGCUACAUCAACUGUAUCAACAACAAUCAACUAAUAAUAUUCUUCAUCACCAUGACGUCCGACCUCCUCGCCAUCAUAAUAUGGAUAAAUUUAAACAAUCUGAAGCAACAGUAUCAUCUACAGGCACCAGCUCACAAUUCACAAGUACUGAUGAUGAUAGCAAUUUGAUAAAAAAUAAAAAUUCAGACGCUAAAAAAGGACUAUUCAGAACACUGCUUCGCCUGGGAAGUGGUAAAAAGAAUAAAUCUAAAAGCACUAGAACUGAGGAUUAUAAUCAAGUGCGCGCUGCUCAAGAGGCCAUGCUCGAAAGAGAAAAGGUUCAAGAAGCUUACAACAAACUAAAAGAUCAAUACCAGCAUCAGCAUCAACAGCAACAUCAACAACAACAUCAAUAUCAACAUCAGCAUGCACACCAACAUGCGGUACAAACCCAAGUUAAAUCUACAGUUGGUUUACCAAAUUUACUACUUAAUCAUUUCUCGCCUCCUUCAAACGUACAAUUUAGUCAACAACAGAACCAACUUGCACCACACCAGUCACAACAAGCUUACGGUACUCUUCCCUCUGCUUCUGAUCAGCAAAUGAAAAACGUUGCAAAUCACAUUAGAACGUCUUCGGGUCGCAUGAAUGCAGCUCCUUUAAUAGGAUCGACAUCAGCAGGCCCAGGUUAUGUUGAACGACAAUACCAAACAUUACAAAGAUCCACUUAUGGAGCUACUGUGCAUCCAACUUAUGAUGCACCUUAUGGUGUUGUUAAACGCAACGUUUACUCUGGAAGUUACAGAUCAACCAACGUCAACAAUCGCCAAACAGUCUAUUGGGCAAACAGCGGAGCCACCACAACAGAUGCGUCCUUCCGUAGACCUCACAAAGUUUACGUUGAAGAAUAUAGUCGACCUAAUGGACCUUUAGAUUCAAUGUACACUCCACUAUCCUCUUAAGGAAUAAUCAACCUCAAAUAAUUCCCAAGAUGGCAGUAAAAUCUAAAAGGUUCAACAUUGAAUCUGCCAAAUGAAACAUUUAUAUUUUGUCUUAUGCGCAUCAGUAUCAACUUAUAACAAACAAGCAAAAAAGAAACAAAACUGAUCAGAAACUUUUCUAUAUUUUUUAUUGGGGCGAAAGAAAAAAUCACAAAGCGAUUCCCUUAAUUUAACAUCUCAAGUCAACCAGUUAAGUUAAACAUUGGACGUUAUAUAAUUAACGUUUGCUUACAACUCGUCAAAUUAUCAUCAAAACAAAAUUAUCAACAAUCAAUCAAUCAAGAUGAAGUUAAAGUAUGUUAAACAAUGAGAUUUUAACGGAAAACCAAACCAAACAAUUUACUUAAUUCAUCAGUUUAACCAAAAUUGUUUCAUAGUCUUUGUAUAUUGUAAAAACAAAAAAACAAAUUUACAAACUUGUAAAAACUAUAAAUAAAAAAAUAUUUCAACUGUGUAAA
This is a messenger RNA of Tetranychus urticae (two-spotted spider mite), 4162 nucleotides long. It is a transcript of the gene baz, whose product is annotated as par-3 family cell polarity regulator. Gene Ontology annotation, cellular component: cell cortex; apical plasma membrane; adherens junction. Gene Ontology annotation, biological process: establishment of centrosome localization; establishment or maintenance of epithelial cell apical/basal polarity; establishment of cell polarity. NCBI's taxonomy places the organism in Eukaryota, Metazoa, Arthropoda, Arachnida, Trombidiformes, Tetranychidae. The record is from RefSeq and is a predicted model, not a curated record. Gene Ontology annotation, molecular function: protein binding; phosphatidylinositol binding.